AUUUGUUCGCCCGUCAGAAAAGUAUAAAAAGGCUGACGAUCACCACUGUCGUCCUCUCUUAGACUUGACACGUGCGUUGUACAGUGCUCAAUAUCUACAAUGGCCCAGAAACCACCAUACAAAGUCGCCGACAUCGGCCAGGCGGAGAUGGGGCGUAAAGCUCUCGACAUCGCGGAGAACGAGAUGCCAGGGCUGAUGAUGAUGAGGAAGGUGUAUGGACCAAAGAAGCCCCUAGCGGGGGCCCGCAUCGCUGGCUGUCUCCACAUGACCGUGCAGACCGCAGUCCUCAUUGAAACACUGGAGGUUCUUGGAGCUAAGGUCCAGUGGUCAAGCUGCAACAUCUUCUCUACACAAGACUUUGCAGCUGCUGCCAUCGCUAAGACCGGCGUCCCCGUGUACGCAUGGAAGGGGGAGACAGACGAAGAAUACGUGUGGUGCAUUGAACAAACUCUGGUUUUCCCUGAUGGUAAACCCCUCAACAUGAUCCUGGAUGAUGGUGGUGACCUCACAAAUCUCGUACACGAGAAAUACCCACAGUAUCUUAAAGGCAUCAGGGGUUUGUCCGAGGAAACCACAACCGGAGUCCACAACCUGUACAAGAUGAUGGCAGAUGGACGCCUCAAAUGCCCAGCCAUAAACGUUAAUGACUCCGUUACCAAGAGCAAGUUCGACAACUUGUACGGUUGCCGUGAGUCACUCGUUGAUGGAAUCAAGAGAGCCACGGAUGUGAUGUUGGCAGGGAAGGUUGCCUGCGUAGCUGGGUAUGGGGAUGUCGGCAAGGGAUGUGCCCAGGCUCUCCGUGCCUUCGGGGCACGUGUGAUGGUCACUGAGGUUGAUCCCAUCAACGCAUUGCAGGCAGCCAUGGAAGGUUUCCAGGUAACAACGAUAGAGGAAGCUGUCAAACAAGCCCGCAUCUUUGUGACGGCCACCGGGUGCAAGGGCAUCAUUCGACCCAACGACUUUGACAACAUGCUGGAGGACACCAUCGUGUGCAACAUUGGCCACUUUGACUGUGAAAUUGAUGUGAAAUAUCUGAACGAAAACUGUGCCAAGAAAGAAGAAGUCAAACCUCAGGUUGACAGGUAUGAAAUGAAGAGUGGCCGUCACAUCAUCUUGCUGGCAGAAGGUCGUCUGGUGAACCUGGGUUGUGCCCACGGGCAUCCCAGCUUUGUCAUGAGCAACUCAUUCACCAACCAGGUGUUGGCGCAGAUCGAACUGUGGUCCAAGGCAGACAACUACAAGGUCGGAGUCUUCAUGCUGCCCAAGAAGCUGGAUGAAGAAGUGGCUGCAGCCCACUUGGAGCACCUUGGGGUCAAGCUGACCAAGUUGACCGAUGACCAGGCCUCAUAUCUCGGCAUUCCAUCCACGGGACCCUACAAGCCUGAUCACUACAGAUACUAGUGCAACAUAUCACCACUUCCAGAGCUCACUCACCAUCAGAUACCCUCACAACACACAUCCUGCAGUCCUCGAAUCUCAUGGCGGCUGACAUUGUGAAAGCCACGACUGUUGAGAUUUGAAGAGUUCAUUCAUCACUUACAACGUAGUGUUGCUGACAUGAAUCUAUAAAGGGUUCUGUUUUAUACUGUAGGGGGGUAAACUCAUCUUCCUGCGCUGUGCAGGUGAAAGGGACCGUUGUUUGAGGAUUCUCAAAAUACAAAUUUAAGUAUAGCAAUAUUGUGCUGAAUUUUUAUUAAGCAGAUUGUUGAUUCUUUUUGUGCUUAGCUUCUUGUUUUUCAAUAUUGUUGAUUUAAUUUGGAUAUCUUCAACAUUCAUGAUUGCUCUGCAAUGUUUGUAUGGCAUCUCAUCUUUUUUUGUUACCAUUGUUGUCAUGGUGAUGACAGUGUACAGACAUAUAUGCAAUAAAAACUGAAAAUAUCAAG
Molecule: messenger RNA, 1883 nt
Organism: Haliotis rufescens (red abalone)
Lineage: Eukaryota; Metazoa; Mollusca; Gastropoda; Lepetellida; Haliotidae
Product: adenosylhomocysteinase-like
Exons: 9
Coding region: 100-1401 (433 amino acids)
Biological process (GO): L-methionine cycle
Cellular component (GO): cytosol
Molecular function (GO): adenosylhomocysteinase activity
Source: RefSeq, a predicted model, not a curated record